AUGGUGAAGUCACCAACUAUUGGAAGUCACAAGACCUGUCAGACUCCUUGUUUCCUUUCUUCUCCUUCUCCUUCACCUGAUUCUCCCCAAUUAUGUCUCCACGAUGAGAGGUUUGAUUUGCUGCAACUGAAGCAAAAACAUUACCAUGUCUCUCCAUAUUACAACUACCAUCCUCUCAACUCUUGGAAGCCAAAUACUGAUUGCUGCUUCUGGAAAGGCAUCUCCUGCGAUGGCAACACUGGUCAUGUAGUUGGCCUUGAUCUCUUCAAUUCAUCACUGCAUGGUUCUAUCCACUCCAAUAGCAGCCUCUUCCAGCUUCAUCAACUUCAAAUGCUCAACCUCUCAUGGAAUCAUUUCGAUCACUUUGCUCCAUCGGGGUUUGAAAGACUCUCCAGGUUAAUGCAUCUCAACCUCUCUUCAAACUAUUUUUCUGGACAAAUCCCAUCACAACUAUCACAACUCAAAGAUUUGGUUUCUCUUGAUCUUUCUUGGAACCACUUUGGAGGCCAAAUCCCAUCACAAAUAUCACAACUCACAUAUUUGGUUUCUCUUGAUCUUUCUUCGAACCAAUUUGAAGGCCAAGUCCCAUCUGAAAUCUCUAAGCUGACGAAGUUGGUUUUCCUUGACCUCUCUAGCCUGUAUGGGUUUUCCCAACUUGAAAUCCCUAAUUUGGGAGCAUUUGUUCAAAACCUAUCUAUGUUGAGAGAAUUGCGUCUUGAUAGCUUGAACUUGUCAGCUCAAGAAAAUAAGUAUUGGUGUCGUCGCUUAUCAUCUGCAUUGCCUAACCUUCAAGUGUUGUCAAUGAGUUAUUGUUCACUUACAGGUCCCUUGGAUGCAUCCAUCUCAAGCCUUCGUUUCCUCUCGGAGCUCUCCCUUGAUGACAACUACAAUCUCUCUUCCACAGUACCUAGUUCUUUGAUGAACCUAACUUCUUUGACUAUCCUUAGUCUCGGCAAUUGCGGACUUCAUGGAGAUUUUCCAAGCAAUGUUUUUCUUCAACCGAACUUGAGGGACAUAGCCUUAUAUGAUAAUCCUCUCCUCUCGGUUCAUUUUCCUGAAGUCCCUCAAGUCAACACUACUCUUCAAUAUCUGGAUGUUGGCAGCACAAAUUUCCAAGGGAAGUUCCCAAGUUCAGUUGGGAAACUCAAGUUUUUGAAGGAAUUGUAUCUCAAUGAUUGCAACUUCUUUGGACCAAUUCCUCCUUGUCUUGCAAAUCUUACCCAACUUACCUCCUUGUAUCUUUCAGACAACAAUUUUAGUGGUGAAAUCCCUUCCUAUUUUUGGGAGAGGUUUCCCAAUCUUGAGACACUAGAAUUGGGCAACAAUUUGCUCCAAGGGCCCCUCCAUUCUUAUUUGUUUUUUCUCCCAUCAUUGAGUAACCUUCACUUGUCCAAUAACCAAUUUAGUGGGGUCGUAAAUGAGCCUAUUCACAACAUCUCUUCUUUUUCUAGUCCACGGUAUUUUGAUUUAAGUGGCAAUCAUUUGAAAGGACAAGAUCUGAUGAGAUCAAUUUCCAAGAUCAAAGGAACAUUUCGGUAUCUUGACCUUUCAUUCAAUGACUUUGGCUACAUAGUGGAAGAUAGAAAUCUUUCUUCGUAUGAUCAUAGUUUGUCCAGCAAUCAUCGUAGUGGUGAAAACUUAGUAUUCAAUGCUCAAAUUUUGUCAUUGGUCAUGACUUCUUGUAACAUAAGUAAAUUCCCAGAUUUUCUAAUUAGGAACCAAAAGGCAUUGAGUGGUCUAGAUAUCUCUGGUAAUAGAAUAACCGGUACAAUACCCAAAUUGAUAUGGCAACCGAGUUUGAGUUACCUAAACCUUUCUAACAACUUUUUCUCAGGUAUGGAAUUGCCAUUACCUAAUCAUUCCUUCAAUAACCUUCGGGUAAUUGAUCUUCACUCAAACAUGAUACAAGAGUGUCCAUCAAUAGUUCCAUCAUGCUUUGACACUAAGUUUGCAUCUCCUAUCUUAGGGAAUCUCACGUCCCUUCUCUCUGAAGCCACUUUUUAUUUUUCAAUUUCAGACAACAAGUUAACUGGUAAAAUCCCUUUCUCAAUUUGCAAGGCAACCAAUCUUGAUAUUUUGGAUUUGUCCAAGAACCAAUUGAGUGGCAACAUUCCAACCUGCCUCGGCAAUAGCAGCUUGGGGGUACUAAAUUUGGAGAACAACAAAUUAUAUGGGCCCAUUCCUUCUACUUUCAAAAAUGGGUGCAAUCUGCACACGCUCAAACUCAAUAAAAAUAAGCUUCAAGGAAAAGUUCCAAGAUCACUGGGCAAUUGCAAGUUACUCACGGUGUUAGAUAUUGCAGAGAACAAGUUGAAUGAUACCUUUCCCUAUUGGUUGGAAAACCUCUCUGAAUUGCAGGUUCUUGUGAUGAGGUCUAACAAAUUUAGUGGUCCCAUUGCUGAAGUCACACAUGUUGAUUCUCCCUUCCCGAAUCUACAUGUCAUUGAUCUCUCUUUCAACAAGUUCACAGGAAGUUUACCUCUGCAGUAUAUUUGUCAUUGGAAGGCAAUGAUGUUUGAUGGGGGUACUUCCCAGUUGGGAUACCAAAAUCUCAAAGCUUUUACCACCUACUAUCAGGACACAGUUGCAAUUAUGGAGAAGGGAUUAUACUUGAACCUGCAAAAGAUUUUAACCGCCUUCACCACCGUGGAUCUGUCCAACAACAACUUCAAGGGAAAUAUUCCACACGCUUUGGGCAAUCUAAAAGCACUGAAAGUACUCAACUUAUCAGGAAAUAGUCUCACAGGUCAAAUUCCAAUUUCAUUGGGGAAUCUAAGCGAACUUGAAUCGUUAGAUCUUUCAAGAAACAAAUUAUCAGGAGAGAUCCCAAGGCAAUUGACAAGUUUGACGUUCCUUGAAGUCAUGAAUCUAUCCUAUAACAACUUCAUAGGAAGUAUACCUCAAGGUCGCCAAUUUGACACGUUUACAAAUGCUUCCUAUGAGGGAAAUGCAGGACUAUGUGGGUUACCUUUGUCAAGAAAGUGUGGAGUAUUUGAUAAAGCAUUACCGCCAACGUCAACAUCAUUCCAACAAAAUGAUGAUGAUUCAACAUCUUUACUUGAUUGGAAAUUUGCCUUGGCAGGAUAUUGCUCUGGUUUAACAACUGGUUUGGUCAUUGGGCAACAAUUAUUUUGGAGAAAAACCAGAUGGUUUGAGUUCAUUUCAAGAAUUGUGGAUGAGAGGUCUGCUUUACUAGAACUGAAGCAAAAGCACUAUCUUGCGUAUCCAGAUGAUGAUCCCCUCAACUCUUGGAGACAAAAUACAGAUUGUUGUUUCUGGGAAGGCAUCUCCUGUGACAACACCACUGGUCAUGUAGUUAGCCUUGACCUCUCUGAUUUAUCACUCGCCGCUUCUAUCCAUUUCAAUAGCAGCCUAUUCCAUUUUCAUCACCUUCAAAUGCUCAACCUCUCAUGGAAUCAUUUCAACUACUUUGCUCCUUCAGGGUUUGACAGAUUCACCAGGUUAAUGCACCUCAACCUCUCCAAUAAUGAUUUUUCAGGACGAAUCCCAUCACAAAUAUUUCAACUCACACAUUUUGUUUCUCUUAAUCUUUCUUCAAACCAAUUUGGAGGCCAAAUCCCAUUUGAAAUCUCUAAGCUGACCAAGUUGGCUUUUCUUGACCUCUCUAACAAUUAUGGGUUUUCCCAACUUGAAAUCCCUAAUUUGGGAGCAUUUGUUCAAAACCUAUCUAUGUUGAUAGAAUUGCGUCUUGAUGGGGUGUGA
Molecule: messenger RNA, 3723 nt
Organism: Macadamia integrifolia
Lineage: Eukaryota; Viridiplantae; Streptophyta; Magnoliopsida; Proteales; Proteaceae
Product: receptor-like protein 33
Exons: 3
Coding region: 1-3723 (1240 amino acids)
Molecular function (GO): protein binding
Source: RefSeq, a predicted model, not a curated record